UGUGUGUGUGUGCGCGCGAUUGAGAGAGAAAGAGAGAGGGAGAGUGUCUGCCGCCGCCUCUCACAGUCUUUGCUCAGAGUGGCUGUGUUGUUUGGCCAGAGCAGUCAGCAGAACCGAGCUGGUCGACCGCAGAGAGCCAUUUAAACACAGGUCGUUUGGUUCGGGCAUGAAAGAUGGAGCUCUCGGCGGUGGGAGAUCGUGUUUUCGCCGCGGAAGCCAUACUGAAACGCCGCGUCCGUAAGGCAAGACUGGAAUACUUGGUCAAAUGGAAAGGAUGGGCAAUGAAACACAGCACCUGGGAGCCAGAGGAGAAUAUUUUGGAUGACAGGCUGAUACUGGGCUUUGAGCAAAAGGAGCGGGACAGGGAGGUGAAUGGACCGAAGAAGCGGGGACCGAAACCUAAACACUUGAAGGCUCGUUCUCAGAAAAGAGAGCCCAGCAACCAGUCCUCCAGUGCUCGCAAGAAUACAUCGCGCUCCGCUUCCAGCCGAGCAGCUCCCUCCUCCUCUGCCGCACCUCACCAUUUACCGUCUUCAUCCUCCUCUUCCUCAACUGUCGCGCCCUCUCCUAAACUCAACUCCCUUGCUGCCACACACAAGCUCAAGAAGGACAUUCACCGUUGCCACCGGAUGUCCAGGCGUCCUCUGCCCCGCUCUGACCCUUUGGCAUCCACUUUCUCCAACCCCAGUGGUUUCCCUUCGCGUAUGCACGUUUCCCCCUUCUCCGAGACCGUCCGCAUCCUCAACCGCAGGGUCAAGCCCCGGGAAGUCAAGAGAGGUCGAAUCAUCCUCAACCUGAAGGUCAUUGACAAGCCAGGAAGAGGCGGCGCAGCAGCAGGAAGUAGGAAUAUUACAGCGGGACGCCAAAACAUCCCCUCCCGCAAUCGUAUCAUUGGGAAAAAGGGAGAGGCUCCGUACAGACCUUUCCAGCCUCCUCUGAAGAUGUUGGGCUUCCCAAUGUAUGGGAAGCCAUUUGGGCUGCAAUGUGGAGGCCCUCUGCCUUUCCACGCCCACCCAGGGUCACGCUCCAGCACAGCGGCCAGGAACAGCCACACCUCUUCCUCUCAGUACCAGUCUCCUCCCUCUCCUUCCACCUCCAGCGGCUCCGAAGGAAAAUCUCCCACCGCCUCAGCUGCACAGUCCCAGUCCACCACUGCGGCUUCUCCCUCCAGCCAGGAUCCCAAGCCCAGCAAACCUCACGCAGAGACCCAGAAUUCCCCCCACAGCACCAAGCACCCGGCUCCUGCCACAUCCUCUGAUGCAAACCUAGCAGUGCAAGCGCCGCCCGUCCUCCCCUCCUCACCGUCCCCUUCUUUAGAGGAUGACAAUGAGGAGGAGGUAGAGGAGGGUGCCCUGGACCGAAAAAAUCCUCGCCAACGCCACGCGAAACACCCUCCGCCCACUACUCCCCCCUCCACCUCCCCUGGUGACCAGAGCUCCGCCCCCACUGAAACCCAAAGGGUGCCUGCUGAGGGAGACCCAGACUGGUACCCAGAAAUGGCACCAAGCUGCAAGGACGUCGUGGUCACCGACGUCACCACCAACCUCGUCACCGUCACGAUAAAAGAGUUCCCCUCCCCGGCCUCCUGCCCCGCCUCCCCCUCCGCUCUCCCUGAAAAUGCCUCCUCCCCGUCCCCCGCCUCCGACAUCCCCUCCCCAGCCAAGCCAUAAGAGAGCAGGUGCUAUGAAGGUGAUUGCCAUUGAUGGUUAGAAAAAUAUCAUGCCAAUGUUGCCACUUCAGACCCUUCCUACCUUUUCCCGUAAAAGGUGUGUCCAUAAUGAUGAAAUGUAAUGUAAAUUUACAUCACCCAGCCAUUGAAUAGUGAAAAAAAAGAGCAUAUUUUUGUUAAAUAGAAGAUAUAUAAAUUGGAAAAGGGGGCAGCUUUCUUUCUUAAAUUGCCAUAUUUUGUCCACUUGCACAGCACGGACUCUCUGAAGCGGACUUGGAUGGAAACGGUGUUUGUUGUCGUUCACUCGCUCCUGACAUGUUGAGUGAAUCUUGUUGAUUGUAGCGCGAAUGGAAACGUGUUUCCGUCUGGUGCUUUGGUUGAGAUUUCAUCAAACAAGUUGACGCGUGUGAAGGAAACAAACGCUCUUCACUUCACAUCCUCGCUCUGCCUCAGUCUGUCGUACACAGCCAAUGAGGUGUUAUGCCGAUUUCCUGCCCCCCUCCUUCCACGCCCGCCCGCCUACCCGCCCCCAAGAAGUCCAGCUUGUCAAUGAUAAAUGAGGUGGUGUGUUUUUUUUUUGCACUUAACACAGCUGGACUUUCAUAUAUUGCAUCAAUACAUUGAGGUAAUUGCAAUGCACUUGACGGCGUCAAAAAAAAUCCAACAUAUUCUAUGUAGUUCCAUCAAUUUUUCAAUUUUUUCAAGCCCCCCCCCCGAACGCACAUGCAUACACAGUACGUACAAUAUGAGUAAGUAUUUACGAUAUGCACGCACAACCUUUAGAAGCUGCAAAAGAAUAUACAGAAAGUAGUUCUUAAGUUAUUGUGUCCUCGCUGUCUCUCCCUGCUUGCCUUUUUUUGUGUCACAAACCCACCACGUUCAGCAAAUCUGUAAACGUCCACCAAGACUCUAAACUGGUCCUGAUUUCAGUCGGUAAAGAUUUGCACAAUAUAAUGUCAAGGUCUAGAAGGUCCAUGGGCUGAACACAGUAGUUGAGCUACACAUUAUAGGGGUUGGAGGACUGCGUGCAUGUGUAGCCAGGUAGCUUAGGCUCCUUAAAGUCACCGUUUGUCUGUUAAAGCCUGCUUCACACUGGAGGAUUUUCAAAUCGCAACAAACUAAUGGCUUUUCCGGCGUUUCCACCGGCUCGCCUCGGCACGGUUAAGUUGCGUUUCCACUAGUCUAGUGCCUGGUACCAUGUACUUUUUUAGUACCUUCCGACACAAGAAUCAAGCCGAACAGUGCCGAACUGUCGAUCAGUUAAAGACUUAACGAUCCUCAAAAUGUGGGUUAAUGUCUAACAAUUACCAGGGAAAUGUCUAAAAUCGGUCACAAAGGAAGUGUUGAACAAAUAGUUUUAAUGAACUGAUUCUAAUGAUUUACCCUGAAAGCCACUGUUUUACAAGUCACUAGUCACUCGUUUGUGGGUGUCGCGUGUAAAAUGAAGUCAUGUGCCGUGAUGACUCCGCCCACGUUGAGUAGGUACUAUUUUUGUUGUGGAAAACCAAAUGAUAUGGCUAGUUAUCCUCUCGUGGGGCAGGCUUUACCUUCCAAAUUGGCAGGCAGAGCAAAGACCUUUCCACUCUCCCUGCCUUCCUUGUUUGCUUGUAUGUAUGUAGUUGGUCUUUUAGCUAACAGUGCUUUAUUUGUAUGUUUCUCAAGUGCUGGUUUCUAAAGAAUUGGGAUUGUGUAGCAUGGCUCACAGUAUCCUGCCACAUAUAUUUAAAUAACUGGAGGAAUGUAACCAGUCAAGACUUUUGCCAAUCAUGUGAGGCUAGACAUCCUAUUGUGUGUGACGCUUGGCGAGUACGUACUCCCAGCUGACGUGUACUUGCUAUUUUGCCACACAUUCCCAUAGACCACCAGAGUAAUCUUAAGGUUUAGGUGUUUACAUACAGCAUUGAUGCAUAUUAGGUGUCUCGACACAUUUUAGACCACAUGGAACAAGCAAAAUUUAAUUUUGUAUAUUAAGAACAACAUGGCGACCGUUGCGAUGAAGAAACUAAACCCAUUAUACAUUUUUUUUUUCUGGUGCUGCCUGCUCUUUGACUUCCCCAGACCUUGGCUCUUACUCUGAUGUACCUGUGUUUUCAGUAUUUAAAACAGCAAAUGUUCCACAUGUAUUGCCUUAUAGCUGCUCCAUUCAACCCCAGUUACACUCCAGGUGAUGUUUACCUCGUCAAGUCAAGUUCUUUCAAAUGAAACAACAACUCUUCCUUAUAUCAUAGCGUUAGCAUGUUUACUUUAUGUAUUACUUAACCACAAACUGUAAUAACUCUUGACUGUUAAUGUCUCUCGAGUGCAGCGUCCUCUGUGUCAUGGUCAACCACUGACAAGGAAGAUGUUGCCUCCUUUCCUUGUCACGUGCUGGAGGGUUCUAGGUGUUGUCGAUACAGUUUUCAAUACUCUUCAUAGGUUACAAAAUGGAAGGAUUUAUUCCAGAACGGCAAAAUCAAUAGCGCAAUUGAUAAAAGUAAAGUGUUUUCUUCUCCAUGGAUUUGCUGCACUCUGGAAUAGAUUUUUCCAUCUACUUUAAUAUCUUAAAUGGUGGUUAGAAGUGACUUUCUUGCAGUUGGUAGAUGUGUAAGGUGUUAGGCUGCUAUGCGCCAACAGUAAGCGAUGUUUUCCUUGUUUUUCUUUCUCACACGGGGGUUAGCACAUCUCAACUUUAGUGGCCUGUGUCUCAACCAAAUAGGGCUCUUGAUUUUGCUAUUUGAAUUUUGUAAGUUUUUAUUGUUUUCCCUUUUUUUCAAUUUGUUUGUGAUGUCAUUUCAAGUGCUACGUUUAUCUGGCGCAAAGGAAGGAAUCCUUGUUUAAAUGUGGAUAAAGAUGCUUCAUGAACUGAAUUGUGCCGUUUUAAGCUGUUUGUCCCCUUUUGUACUGUAAUAGUUGUUUUUUAAAGAUAUGCAUAAUGAUGUUAAUGUGAUGCUGUCCAUUAAAAAUGCCAUAUCUUAUAGUCCAACUCCGAUUUAUUCAUGUGUCGGGACAGUUUUUGUCUUGAUUUGUAUGAGUUUAUGUGCGUUGUUAUUCACGGUAAUGGCGACGAUGACGAGGUGGAGGAUAAUGAUGACAGUGAAAUGUAUCUGAACUUCUGAAGCAUGUUUUGCAAAAACCUUAUUGUACAGAUGAUGAUGUAUUGGGUGUCAUGUUAACCAUUACUAUUGUUGCUUUCUGUGUGUUUCUUGUACAAGGCUUUUAAUUAAAAGCUCUGAAAAAGCA
Solea senegalensis (Senegalese sole) is the source of this 4888-nucleotide messenger RNA. RefSeq names its product chromobox homolog 6a (gene cbx6a). The coding region runs from base 174 to 1670 and encodes 498 amino acids. Lineage: Eukaryota; Metazoa; Chordata; Actinopteri; Pleuronectiformes; Soleidae. The transcript has 5 exons. The record is from RefSeq and is a predicted model, not a curated record.